This is a messenger RNA of Penicillium subrubescens, 468 nucleotides long. RefSeq lists its product as uncharacterized. NCBI's taxonomy places the organism in Eukaryota, Fungi, Ascomycota, Eurotiomycetes, Eurotiales, Aspergillaceae. Bases 1 to 468 code for a protein of 155 amino acids. The record is from RefSeq and is a predicted model, not a curated record. The transcript has a single exon.
AUGGAAAUCUUACAGAAGGGCGAGGCCUUCAAACGGAUUGAUGGGAACAUGAAGUUUUCCUACGUCCAGGUUUUUGCGCAGCAAGACGGCAUGUUAUAUUCCGGAAAAUGCGUGAAUCGAUUAGACAUGCCAAAGACGUUGGACGAUCUUCAGGAACUCAAGCAAAUUUCAACCGAGGAUAGAGGUCCAGAAGUCAAUACCACCUGGUUAGCAGUCUAUGUGAAAACACCAAGUCUCCUCGCGUAUGCCAAUGGAAAUCCUGAAAAGCAAAUCAGUCGCGAAGUUGAGACAUGCGAGAUUCUUCGCAAGAAUCCCCAUCUGAAUACUGCAAUCUAUUAUGGUUACAUGGAGACUCAUGGUCGAGUUUCUGGGCUGUGUUUCAAGCGAUAUACUUCCACGCUACUGGAGACAGUCAACCUCAGCACCUUAACAAUGUCGCUUUCGUUUCAAGUUCCUGUGGAUCCGUGA